AAAAAACCCCAAUUUUGGCAAUUUUGUUUAACCAAAAAUUUCUGAAAAAUGAUCUUGUUUUUCCCCGUAGUCCUAGAAACAUCGAUUUAUUCCACUCUAUGAUUCCACUCAAAGUCAGGUCAAAGUGUCAAUUUUUGCGUUUUUCGCCACACCUCGACUUGAGAAGAAAAAAAAAUGGAUAUUAAUUUCGUGUACCAAAAGAAACGAAGCGAAUUCGGAAAACAAUGCAUGUUUUCGGACAAGGGCCCCGAACUGAUCGACAAUUUCCCCUCAAACAAGAAACUCUUACGCAACUACAUUCUCAGAGACCCGGUUUCACGGUCGACUCAUUGCGCCCCCAUCCAAGCCCAACACUACCUCAACACCACCCGCGCCGAAUACACCAACGCCGCCAUGAACCACAUCGAGGGGGGCUGGCCCAAGGAUGUCAACACCGCCGACGAGGAGCAAACCAAAAGGUACCGACGCAAAGUGGAGAAGGACGAAGGGUUCCAUCACACAGUCAUGCAACUCUGUCGCAAUAUGGAAAAUUGCAUUUUGCAAAAUAACGCGAUAAACAUCUACCAGCAGUAUUUCUCGGAUGUGGAGGCGACCCCUUUGGUGGAGCGCAGCUCCGCACGGACUGUUAACGUCUACCAGGACCAAAGUACCCCAACUCGGCCUGUGACCCACAUUUCGUGGUCCCCCGACAACCAGACGAAACUCGCAGUCUCGCAUUGUAAUCUCAGUUUUCAGGCUGUUGUCCCCAAUCAGACUACACAUUCCUACAUUUGGGAAGUUGAAAACCCCAAUUUGCCGUUGCACAUCCUCAAACCGGAGCAUCCGAUCGUAUGUCUUGAAUACAACCAAAAGGACCCCAAUUCGCUCGUUAGUGGCAUGUUCAAUGGGCAAGUGGCCGUAUGGGACACCCGAAAGGGGCACGAACCGGUCGAAUUAAGCGUCAUCGAGAACAGUUAUCGCGACCCCGUCCAUAACGUCCUUUGGAUCAACUCCAAAUCCGGCACCGAGUUCUUCGGCUCCUCCACCGACGGCCAAAUCAAAUGGUGGGACACCAGGAAGUUAACCGAGCCCACGGAGACCCUCAUCUUGGACAUAAGUAAAGACGACCAAUCCAUGACCAAUGCAUUGGGGGCUUCCUGUCUCGAAUACGAACCGACGAUCCCCACCCGUUUCAUGGUAGGCACCGAACAGGGGAAGGUCAUCUCGUGCAAUCGCAAAGGUAAGACGCCCCAGGAGAAGAUGAUGGGGCGAUUUGCGGCCCAUUACGGCCCCGUUUUGGCCCUCCAACGCAAUCCGGCCUUUUUGAAGAACUUCCUCACGAUUGGGGAUUGGACAGCGAGGAUUUGGUCGGAGGAUUGUCGCGAGAGCUCGAUUAUGUGGACGAGUUUCCACAGGGCGUUGCUCACAGAUGGGGCCUGGAGCCCCACUCGUCUCUCGGUGUUUUUCACCACGCGCAGUGACGGGAUUUUGGAUGUGUGGGAUGUGCUCCAGCAGCAGAAGCAGGCCUGUCUGGGGGUGAAAGUGUGCGAUGAGGCGCUCAAGUGUCUUCGGACGCAUGAAAUGGGGCGAUUGGUGGCGGUGGGGAACCAAAAAGGGACCACUUAUUUGGUGGAGUUUAGCGAGAAUUUAGCAAUGUCGAAUAAGAAUGAUAAAAUGUUGUUGACGGCGAUGUUUGAGAGGGAGAGUAAGAGGGAGAAGAUUCUGGAGGCGAGGAAUAGGGAGAUUCGGUUGAAGUUGAAAGCGAGAAGUGCACAGAAUGUUCCAGAGGAAGGGUUGGAAGAGGAGGGGAAACCAUCAGCGGUUGAUUUGUUUAUGGAUAGUAGUGUGGUGCAAGCUGAGAGCGAUUUUUAUGGGGUUGUGGAGGCGGAAAUGGCCGAUCCGGUGCCCGAAUUGCCCCCUGAAGAGGAGUUUGUGGGGGGUUUUGAUGAUUUUGAAGGGGAGACAGCCGAGGAAAGUCCGGGUGAAGUGAGCGAGCCAGUGGAAGAAGCACCCAAAGAAGUGAAGAAGAAGGGCAAAGGAAAAGGGAAGAAGAAGAAAUAAAGAAAUUCAAAAUCUGGUAAUUUUUAGUUCAUCAGGUUGGUAAAGAAAAAGAAAUAAAAAAUGAAAACAUCAACGUUAUUUAUUAUUUGUCACAUCAUAAUCUUUCA
This is a messenger RNA of Tribolium madens (black flour beetle), 2147 nucleotides long. It is a transcript of the gene Dnai2, whose product is annotated as dynein intermediate chain 3, ciliary. Gene Ontology annotation, molecular function: dynein light chain binding; dynein heavy chain binding. Gene Ontology annotation, cellular component: outer dynein arm. Lineage: Eukaryota; Metazoa; Arthropoda; Insecta; Coleoptera; Tenebrionidae. Gene Ontology annotation, biological process: outer dynein arm assembly; cilium movement. The transcript is spliced from 4 exons. The record is from RefSeq and is a predicted model, not a curated record. The coding region runs from base 175 to 2040 and encodes 621 amino acids.